Messenger RNA from Ruditapes philippinarum (Manila clam), 1485 nucleotides. RefSeq lists its product as uncharacterized. NCBI's taxonomy places the organism in Eukaryota, Metazoa, Mollusca, Bivalvia, Venerida, Veneridae. Bases 148 to 1452 code for a protein of 434 amino acids. The transcript has 5 exons. The record is from RefSeq and is a predicted model, not a curated record.
UAAGCUAAAUUAAAUGAUAUCUGAUAAUCUAAUGCAAUGCCUUUUUGUUCAAGCAAUUUUCAAGCAAUUCCAUUUACCGUUAUUAAGAAAGCAAGGAAUCAAGGAAGUUUAUUCAUUUCUAAAUGUAUUAAAACUUACUAAACAGUAAUGGAAUUAUCUAAAAAGUAUGAAAGAGAACACAGUGCAAUUUCAAUGAGAGAUCUCUUACUCAGAGAAAAAUCGUAUUCAACAGUCAGUGAAGAACUUUUUUCAGACGUUUCAAAUAAAUUUGAAGGAACAUUUCAAAAUAUACCACCGUCGUGUCAUAGUAUAGACCGUGGUAGAAGCACUAGAAGUGGUUCAAUCAACACCACUACCAGUAGUCAAGCUCCUCUUGUUGAAAUCAAAUCAUCUGUAAAACCUAAAAUUAAAAAAGUAUGCAAGUGUGUUUUGAUAGCAGCUAAUAUAUGCCUGAUUAUAGGAUUAAGUGUGGCAUUGAUUGUUGUUUCAACUCGGAAUAAUAAUGAUGAGGAAAGCGGAUACGACAAACAAAAUAAAGGAAGUACAACUGCACUGCCUGAGUAUCACCGCACAUCAACUUCUGAAAAGACAAGCGAGAGUACCACGCAGAUGCCACUUCCACAAGAAACAUUGUCAACAGUUACAACUAGCACAAGUUCAUCAACAUCGACACAUACGCAAGAAACAAGUGCACCUGUAUCGACAGCUGCGCAAGAAACUUUGUCGACAACAUUAAAUGGUCACAGUAGUAGUGAGUCGACACAUCAGCAAGAUCAAACGUCAACAAUCACAAUGAUUGAAUCCGGUAGUAGUACGACUUUAACCUCAACAUCAUCAUCAACAACUCCAAGUUCUACACUUGGCAUAUGGUUACAAUGGGGAACGUGGACAGACUGCAGCGCCACCUGUGGAAAUGGAAUUCAUCUUCGAUAUCGUGAAUGCGACAAAUCGGACUUUCAAAAUACAGUUUGCUCAGGGAAUUAUGUCGAAGUAAAAAGUUGUGUAAAUACAAUUUGUCCAGAAUAUGGGUUAUGGACACUAUGGUCGUCAUGGAAUGACUGUGAUGUCACUUGCAGCGGAGGUACUCAGUCCCGUUUAAGAACCUGUAAUAAAACUGUUUCUGCAUUGAAUUGUGUUGGAGACAGUUUACAACAACGACAAUGCUCCGUUUGGAACUGUCCAGAUUGUUCGAUUAUAUGUAAUGAAGGCGAGCUAACCCAAACUUGCGACGAGUGUUUGUGUAACAAGACAAGACAAGGAUAUGUUAAAACAACGAUGAAUGACACUGUAUCUGACGCUGCUAUUUUUAUAAACGGAAGUCAGUUCAGAGCUAUUGCAUACUCUGAAGAUUUUGGAAUGUUUUCAACAGAUGUCGUUUGUGAUGAUGCUAGUAUUUACGUCGAAAAAUCAGGAUAUUCUACAUCUGCUUGUCAAGUCAGCCUGAGGAAAUAAUUUGCAAUGUCAACAAAAAAUGGUAUGACAUUU